CAGAAGUGGUCACGUGAUAGUCGUUCUCGGUAGCAGUCGCCAUCAUGCAGGCGGUCAAACAAGCGUGUGUUGGAUUUGCCAGGGCUUCAAAAUGUGUCCUUACCUCACCCACCGUCCCCCAGACAGCAGCCAAAACAUUACCAACGUACUUUAGCUCACGGCAUUAUGCUGCUGAAGCCAAAGCACAAGCGCCUGCCAUUGGCACACCUAGAGGCAGGAUUGUGGCAGUUAUUGGUGCCGUAGUAGAUGUACAAUUUGAUGAAGGUUUACCGCCAAUUUUAAAUGCUCUGGAAGUAAAAGGUCGUUCACCUCGUUUGGUGUUGGAGGUAGCUCAACAUUUAGGAGAGAGCACAGUACGAACAAUUGCUAUGGAUGGUACGGAAGGUUUGAUUCGUGGCCAAGAAUGUGUUGACGUUGGUACCCCAAUUAGGAUUCCAGUAGGUCCCAAAACUUUAGGUCGUAUUAUCAAUGUCAUUGGUGAACCCAUUGAUGAAAGGGGUCCAGUACAGACAGAUAAAUUCUCUGCCAUUCAUCAAGAAGCCCCUGAAUUCGUUGAGAUGAAUGUACAACAAGAAAUUUUAGAAACUGGAAUUAAAGUUGUAGAUCUUUUGGCUCCUUAUGCAAAGGGUGGUAAAAUUGGUUUAUUUGGCGGUGCAGGUGUAGGAAAAACUGUACUUAUUAUGGAACUGAUUAAUAAUGUAGCUAAAGCUCAUGGUGGUUAUUCUGUAUUUGCUGGUGUUGGUGAACGAACACGUGAAGGAAAUGAUCUAUACCAUGAGAUGAUCACAUCUAAAGUCAUUAGUUUGACUGAUGAAACAUCCAAGGUAUCUCUAGUAUACGGUCAGAUGAAUGAACCCCCAGGAGCCAGAGCUCGAGUAGCUUUGACUGGUUUGACUGUUGCUGAAUAUUUCCGUGAUGAAGAGGGACAGGAUGUGUUACUUUUCAUUGAUAACAUCUUUAGAUUUACACAGGCUGGUUCAGAGGUAUCUGCCUUGUUAGGUCGUAUUCCAUCUGCUGUAGGUUAUCAACCAACAUUAGCUACUGACAUGGGUACUAUGCAGGAGAGAAUUACCACAACCAAGAAAGGUUCUAUUACAUCAGUACAGGCUAUUUAUGUGCCAGCUGAUGAUUUGACUGAUCCUGCCCCAGCCACAACUUUCGCUCAUUUGGAUGCCACAACUGUAUUGUCUCGUGGUAUUGCUGAAUUGGGUAUCUACCCAGCUGUAGAUCCUCUCGAUUCCACAUCCCGUAUCUUGGACCCUAAUGUUGUUGGUGAUGAACAUUAUGCCAUUGCUCGUGGUGUACAAAAAAUUUUACAAGAUUAUAAAUCAUUACAAGAUAUCAUUGCUAUUUUGGGUAUGGAUGAAUUGUCUGAAGAAGACAAACUGACCGUAUCACGAGCUCGUAAGAUCCAACGUUUCCUCUCCCAACCUUUCCAGGUUGCUGAGGUUUUCACAGGUUCCCCUGGUAAAUAUGUACCUCUGAAGGAGUGUAUCAAGGGAUUCCAGAGAAUUUUAAAAGGAGAAUUAGAUCAUUUACCAGAAAUAGCUUUUUACAUGGUAGGACCAAUUGAAGAAGUUAUGACUAAAGCAGAAAAACUUGCAGAAGACCAAAAUUGAAAAUAGUGCUAGUUAGGCUGUGUGAUAUGUGCAACUUUUUGAUAUAAAUUAUUCUCAAAAAGAACACCUGAAAGACAUUUGUGUUAUAAAAAAUAUUGUAGAUAUAUUCUAAAAUUGAAGAACGCUAUUCUAAAAUUGAAUAACGUUAUUAUCAAACACACUUUUUGUGUGUGACUGUCGACAAAGGAAUAAAAAAUGUUAAAACCUC
Molecule: messenger RNA, 1827 nt
Organism: Patella vulgata (common limpet)
Lineage: Eukaryota; Metazoa; Mollusca; Gastropoda; Patellidae
Product: ATP synthase subunit beta, mitochondrial
Exons: 10
Coding region: 45-1619 (524 amino acids)
Biological process (GO): proton transmembrane transport; proton motive force-driven mitochondrial ATP synthesis
Molecular function (GO): proton-transporting ATP synthase activity, rotational mechanism; ATP hydrolysis activity; ATP binding
Source: RefSeq, a predicted model, not a curated record